AACUGCAAACAAAACAACAAUCAAAAGUCCAAGGGUUACAGAUAUUUUUUAUUGGAAUAUCCAAAUAUUAUUGGAAUAUUAUCCAAAAUGGCAAAAGUCUCGCUUUAUUACAGAUUGAAGGAGCGCCUACUAACAUUACCAUUCCGUUUCCAUAUCAUAGUAUCAAUACUAAUACGUGUCAUUUUUAUAAUCUAUGGAACAAUUCAUGACCAGCACUCGGAUGUGCCGUUUACUGAUAUAGACUACAUUGUAGUGACUGAUGGGGCGAGGCAACUGUUAGCAGGCAACAGCCCCUUCAACAGACAUACAUACCGAUAUAGUCCACUAUAUGCCUUUAUGCAAAUACCAAAUGUUGUAUUGUACCGGGAAAUGGGUAAAUUUAUAUAUUCAUGUUUUGAUAUUCUAGUUGCCCUCUUAAUAUAUUCAAUAGUACGCAAUGAGCUACAAUCCCAAUGUAAUAAGGCUGUACAGUAUUUACUAGCCAAAUAUGGAAAAGCCACCAAAUUUUCAGCAAGUGUAAACUAUGGAGAUUCCGAUACCCGCAAAAGUCCCGAGAGGAUUGCGAAGGCAUCUGCUUGCUUUUGGUUGUACAAUCCUCUGACGGCAGUGAUCUCAACACGAGGCAACGGUGAUAGCUUUUCCAGUUUUUUUGUUAUUUUUACUCUAUACCUGCUUAUAAAAUCGGAUGAUUGUAGAGAAAACUUAAAAAAACGUAACUGGCUGAUAUUUAUUGCCGGAUGUAUACAUGGGUUUGCAAUUCAUUUGCGCUUAUAUCCCCUGCUUUUUAGCUUAGCGUAUUAUUUAACUUUAUCUAGAGGAUUAGUUAGAUCUAUAAAAGACUUUUUACGUAUAUUAUUAUUUCCCAGCUUUCAGCAACUUCUUCUUGUUUUUGGAACACUCUUGAGCCUUACUACAUUCACAUGUAUCUUCUACAAGCUCUACGGAUGGCAAUACAUUUACGAAGGUUACUUGUACCAUUUCAUUCGCAAAGAUAUACGACACAAUUUUUCUUUGUAUUUUCUUAUGCAAUAUCUAAGCAGCGGUCUUGGUGUAGGUGGUCAAGGUAUGUUGGAGAAAAUUGUAAUACUGGCUCCCCAAUUUAUUUUGAUACUUUAUCUGACCAUUGGAUUCGGCCAAUAUAGGCAAACACUGCCUUUUUGUAUAUUUUCGGUGACAUAUACCUUGGUUACUUUUAAUUCGGUUGUGACAUCGCAGUAUUUCAUUUGGUAUAUGGCACUCCUGCCACUGUGCAUUAACAAUUUCUCACAAACCAUGUCGAUGGAGAAGAGUGCCUUUUAUUUUGGAUUGUGGAUGCUGUCGCAGGGCCUUUGGCUUUUGCCAGCCUACCUACUUGAGUUUCAAAUGUGGAAUACGUUUUACUGGAUUGGGGCUCAAAGUGUGCUAUUUUUUGUGGUGAACAACUUAAUAUUAGCUCGUUUAAUAGAAAACUAUAGCUUUACGUCGUUUAAGAUAAGAAAACUAUUCUAAAAGGUUAAAAUAUACAUUCAAUCAUGGUCAGGAGUAAGACACACAUGUAUUUAAUAUUCAUUCAUUAUUUAAUACUACAAUGCAUACUAUAUCUUACAAAAAAAAUAUAUUACUAUAAUUCUUCCCUUUUAUAAAGAAAUAAAAUAGAGACACCUAUGUAAAUAUGUAA
This is a messenger RNA of Stomoxys calcitrans (stable fly), 1657 nucleotides long. It is a transcript of the gene PIG-M, whose product is annotated as GPI mannosyltransferase 1. Gene Ontology annotation, biological process: GPI anchor biosynthetic process. The record is from RefSeq and is a predicted model, not a curated record. Gene Ontology annotation, cellular component: glycosylphosphatidylinositol-mannosyltransferase I complex; membrane. Gene Ontology annotation, molecular function: alpha-1,4-mannosyltransferase activity; GPI mannosyltransferase activity. Bases 88 to 1488 code for a protein of 466 amino acids. Lineage: Eukaryota; Metazoa; Arthropoda; Insecta; Diptera; Muscidae. The transcript has a single exon.